GAAUUUCAUCAACACAAUGAUUUCCGGAAUUUAGCGUUAGACAGAUUCUCCAAAUAUAACAUAUAAAGAAUGCUACUUAGAUAAAGACUUAUCAAGAUGUUGCAAUCACCAUUAAGUCCACAUGAUUUGACAGCCCAGCUGACCACAUUUAAAUCCUAUGUUGCUUUGAUUGCUGACCCUACACCAGGAAUUGUUGAGAAAAAGCUAAAAGCUGCUCAGGAAUUAAGUGAAAACUUUGAGAGUGUUGUACAAUCACCUCAGUAUCCACAGUUUUUAUGUGAUGCCUUGAAAGUAUUCCUCAAAAUUCUGGAUGAUGGAGAACCUCAAUUCAUUGCUGAACAGAAUAUGCAGCAAUUACGGAAGCUGAUGCUGGAAAUCAUUCACCGUAUACCAAGCAAUGAGCAUCUGAAGAAAUAUGUGCAACAGAUUUUAUCUCUAAUGUUCAAACUUCUGAAGAUUGAGAAUGAAGAAAAUGUGAUUGUAUGCCUGAGAAUUAUUAUAGAAUUACAUAAACAGUACAGACCUCAGUAUAAUGAAGAGAUCAAAGACUUUUUGCAGUUUGUUAAAAAUAUAUACAAUGGUUUACCAAACCAUUUACCAAAAAUAUUUGAACCAAGGAAUCAAAUUAAAGUGAAAGAUGUAACAGAGAUAAAUGUUGACCAGUUAUUACAGGAGACUUUUACUACAACUACAAUUCUUACAGACAAGAAAAACGCUGACAAUCAAAAUAUCUCAUACAAUAUAAUACCCAAAGGAACUUUGUCCCUCAAAGUUUUAGCAGAGCUGCCUAUAAUUGUUGUGUUAAUGUAUCAAUUAUAUAAACCUAAUGUUCACCAAGAAGUGGCAGAAUUUAUUCCACUUAUCAUGAAUACAAUUAUCUUACAACCAUCUGCUGUUCAAAGGGCUAGUCCAUCCUUCAACAAGGAGAUAUUUGUUGAUUUCAUAGCAGCUCAGAUUAAAACCUUAUCAUUUUUAGCCUAUAUUAUCAGAAUAUACCAGGAACAAGUUCAAACUCACUCUGCACAAAUGGUGAAAGGCCUGCUGGGAUUGUUGACAUUUUGUCCACAGGAAGUGGCACAUUUGCGCAAAGAAUUAUUAAUUGCAGCCAGACAUAUCUUAGCUACAGAUCUACGCAAUAAAUUUGUAACCUGUAUAGAUCAGCUAUUUGAUGAGAAUGUGCUUAUUGGAACUGGCUGGACCACAUAUGAAUCUCUAAGACCAUUGGCCUACAGUACAUUAGCAGACUUAGUACAUCAUGUUAGACAAUCUCUGCCACUCAGUAAUUUGUCACUGGCUGUAAAUCUGUUCUCCAAGAAUGUCCAUGAUGAUUCCUUACCCAGUAGUAUACAGACCAUGUCAUGUAAACUCUUACUUAACUUAGUGGAAUGUAUCCGUGCUAAGAGUGAACAAGACAAUGGAAAUGGUAGAGAAUUAUUAAUGAGAAUGUUAGAAGUCUUUGUACUCAAAUUUAAGUCUAUAGCUAAAAUACAGCUUCCACAGAUUCUUCAGAAAUGUAAACAACAACCCCAGACUACCCAGACUUCAACAUUUGAUUCCAAAGUUGAUACAAAAGUGGACACCAAACCAGUACUAGAACCACAGAAACAACCUUCACCCGAUACAGUACUGGACAAUAAACUGCCUUCUUCUCUGUUGAAUGAUCCCUCCUCUAAAGAUAAAGACGACAAGGUGUGGCCAGAUAAAUCUACCAACAGAUUUGGUAUUACCCCAGGGCAGACCAGUACCUAUACAGUUAAUGACUGUAGAAGUCUGGUGAAGACAUUAGUGUGUGGAGUAAAAACUAUAACCUGGGGUAUUGUCUCAUGUAAAGCGACUGGAACAGAAGCCACAACAAUACCAGCAAAGCAAUUUUUGCCAAAAGAAACACUAGUUUACAUAAGACUUGUGAAAUAUGCUCUUCAAGCAUUAGACAUCUAUACUAUUAAUGUGUCACCCACUGGACAGGCUGUAAUUAGACCAGCAGUUGUUCAGAGUGUAAGAACUAAAGAAGAGAAAGAGGUAUUAGAACACUUCGCAGGUGUGUUCAACAUGAUGCACACUCAGACAUUUAAAGAAAUAUUUUCCACAACAGUUGAGUACAUGGUUGACAGAAUCCAUAACAAUUAUGCACUACAGAUAGUAGCUAAUUCUUUCUUAGCCAAUCCCACAACAUCACCAACAUUUGCUACAAUACUGGUGGACUAUUUACUGGCAAGAUUAGAAGAAAUGGGAUCUAAUAUGGACAGAUCUAACUUGUACCUGAAGUUGUUUAAACUGGUGUUUGGUUCUGUUUCAUUAUUUGCUGCAGAAAAUGAACAAAUGCUGAAGCCUCAUCUGCAUGUAAUAGUGAACAGAUCUAUGGAGUUAGCCAUGAGUGCUAAGGAACCUUACAACUAUUUUCUGUUACUUAGGGCAUUAUUUAGGUCAAUAGGAGGAGGAAGUCAUGAUCUUUUGUAUCAGGAGUUUCUACCAUUACUUCCAAAUCUACUGCAAGGAUUAAACAGUUUACAGAGUGGUUUACAUCGACAGCAUAUGAAAGAUUUAUUUGUAGAGCUUUGUUUGACUGUGCCAGUCCGUUUGAGUUCCCUUUUACCUUACUUACCAAUGUUAAUGGAUCCACUUGUAUCAGCACUAAAUGGAUCACAGACUUUAGUUAGCCAGGGAUUGCGAACAUUAGAAUUAUGUGUAGAUAACUUACAACCAGACUUCCUGUAUGAUCAUAUCCAACCUGUCAGAGCUGAACUUAUGCAGGCUUUAUGGAAGACCUUGAGAAAUCCAGUAGAUAAUAUUGCUCAUGUAGCAUUCAGAGUACUGGGAAAAUUUGGUGGUGGAAACAGGAAAAUGUUACGAGAACCCCAGAGACUUCAGUAUAAUGACAAAGAAACAGCAGGUCCAUGUAUUACAAUAUACUUCCAAGACUCCAAAACACCUAUAACACUUCCUGUAGAAAAGGCUAUAGAUGCAGCAUUGACGGCCUUGAAAUGUAGUACAACAGAGAACUUUGUAAGACGUCAAGCUUGGGAACUUAUUAAAUGUUUCCUUGUAUCUGUCAUGAAUUUGGAAGAUGAUAAACAAACACUGACAUAUCUAUUCACUCACACAAGUUUUACAGAAAAUGAGGUGCCACUCCAAACUGGACCAUUGUAUAAAACACCAGACUCUCACUCCAGAAAAGUCCAUGAACAGGCAUUAACUGGAAUGUUUGUUGCUGCUGCUAUCAAGGAACUAAGACAGACAGCACUGCCAUUCAUGGCUUGUAUGGUCAGACAUUACACAAUGAUAUCUAUCUCUCAGCAGACAGGUGCAUUUCCUGUUGGAGAUAAGCAGAACAAAUUACAUGGUAUGGAUACACAGAUCCUGAUUGAUGCUCUGGCUGUUAUUAUGGGACAUGAAGAGAAAGAGCUGUGUAAGCCAGGAAAUCUGGCUCUAGUUCUGAUACUAGAUACUGCCACCACAAUACUGGGGUCGAAAGAAAAGGCAUGCAGAUUACCAACAUUUGAUUAUUUGGUAGAAAGAAUGUGUUCAUUAUGUUAUGAGAGAGCUUGGUAUGCAAAAGUUGGAGGAUGUCUUGCUAUAAAGUUUAUGUAUGAGAGGAUGGCAUUGAACUGGGUCCUGGAACACCAGUUUUCAUUCCUGAAAGCCUUAUUGUUUGUUAUGAUGGACCUAACUAAGGAGGUAUCCAGUGGGGCUGUAGACUUAGCCAAACAUAAUCUGGAGAACAUGUUAGUCAAAUGUUCUCAGGAGAUAUCACAAUGUAAGGAGAAUGAAGAAUUACUGGCUGCUCAAAAGAAAUCCUUCCAUGAAGUAACCCAUGAACUUGUCAGACAGAUUACAUCUCCGAAUACCAUUGUUAGAGAACAGGCAAUGCACUCUUUAGAGAUUUUGGCUAAGACAACAAAGAAGUCAAUAACAGAGAUCAUGGAACCUCAUAAGGAUGUUUUACAAGAUAUGAUUCCUCCAAAGAAACAUUUACUGAGACAUCAACCAGCGAAUGCUCAGAUUGGAUUAAUGGAUGGGAACACAUUCUGUACUACAUUGGAACCAAGGUUGUUUACUAUAGAUCUCAAUGUACUGGAGCAUAACGUCUUCUUCACAGAGUUACUUAGCCUCUGUGAAGCAGAAGAUGCUGUAUUGUUAAAGCUUCCUUGUUAUAAGUCUGUCACAGAUCUGGUACCUCUUAGGAAAAGUGCACUCAGAGCUUUAGCAGCUUGUCAUUACAUUGCUAAUAGGAGAGAGAAGAUAUUCAAUGUUCUUUACAAAGCUCUAAACAGUAACAGUACAGAUUUACAAGAAGUAGCUCAUAACUGUAUGAAAAAGUUUAUAUCGGGAUGUCAGAUUGACAUGGAAAGUGUUCAUCAAGCCAUUAGACCAUUGCUGCUGACAUUAGGAGAUCACAGAAGUCUCAACUCUAACGUCAUCAAACGGUUAUCUUACAUCACACAGCUGUUCCCUAAUACAUUCAAUGAAAAACUUUGUGAACAAUUGUUGACUCAUUUGAAGAAGUGGUUAGAAGUGGCAGCUAUUAGUCAGAAGAGUGGACAAAGUAAAGCUAACGGAGAGGUAAUUGCUCAGGAACUAAAGACAUGUGCUUCAAUUAUCAAUAUCUUCCACAUGAUACCAGCAGCAAGUCAGAAGUUAAUAGAACCAUUAGUGGUUCUAACUCUGCAUGGAGAGAAAGCUAUGUUCCUAGAGGCUGGCAGUCCUUUCCGUGAUCCACUUGUGAAGUUUUUGUUACGAUACCCAGACACUGCAAUAGAACUAUUUCUUCAAGAAAUUCAUCUACAAGAUCAACAGUGGACUAGACUAUUUGAAUUUGUUUUAGCACAUAAGGAUGGUAAACCUUUAAGAGAAAUCUUGGAGAAAAGUCCACAAAGACUGAUAGCUCUUACACAGGGUCAGUCAGCUGUUGUCGAUAUCUCAGCCUCACCAACAUCUCUUCCUACUGGAUCAGGAACACAGGACAUGCAGUACCAGAUGAUAUCUAUUAUUAGCAUACUUGUUAGAUGUGAAGAGGAAUGGCUAUCUAAAAAUGUUGAAAUUCUGGAACAUCUCUUAUCCUUGUGGAAAACUGACACAUUUCAAGACAGACAUGAUAAAGUUGAUAGUGUAGAUUAUAUUCAAUGGAAAGAACCUGCUCUGUUGGUUAAAUGUCUGUUGAACUAUUUCAAAUACCACAUAGAUGAAGUAGAACUUUUAUUCAAUGUCCUGAGAUGUUUUACAUACAGAUAUAUAGUACAGUUCCAGUUUGUCAAGGAUUACUUGGAGAAAACUGUUGCUGCUACUUACACAAUAGACUGGAAAAGGAAUUCUUUUUUCAAGUUUGUAGAUCUUUUUCAUGAUCCAAGUUGGAGUCAAGAUUUAAAAUCUAAGAUACUCCAGUAUGUAAUAAUACCCUGUUGUCAGCAUGCCUUUGAGAGUGGGGACGGUGAGAAACUAAUAGGAGGACCACCAACACCAGACCAAGAUAGUCAGGAGAAUGUCAUUAGUGUGUUUAUCAAUAGAAUAAUUGACCCAGAUAAACCGUUUGGAACCUCAGAUGCUGUUAGAAUUCUAUUAUUACAGUUAUCCUCCUUGUUAGUGGAGCAAGCAUCCUCACACAUACAUGAUGCUAACAAUAAAAAACAAGGGAACAAACUAAGACGUUUGAUGACAUUUGCCUGGCCAUGUUUAUUAUCAAAGAACUGUGUUGAUCCUGCUACCAAAUAUCAUGGACAUCUGUUGCUGUCUCAUAUCAUUGCUAAGUUUGCCAUUCAUAAAAGAAUUGUUCUUCAGGUUUUUCAUAGUUUGUUGAAAGCCCAUGCUGUGGAGGCUAGAAGUGUUGUCCGUCAAGCUUUAGAAAUUUUGACACCAGCAAUGCCAGGAAGAAUGGAGGAUGGAAAUGGAAUGUUAACUCAUUGGACCAAGAAGAUUAUAGUAGAAGAAGGCCACACUGUAGCACAGCUGGUGCACAUACUUCAGUUAAUAGUACGUCAUUACAAAGUAUAUUACCCAGUUCGACAUCAUCUGAUACCACACAUGGUCAACUCAUUACAAAGACUUGGAUUUACUUCUAGUGCUUCAUUAGAGCAUCGCAAACUAGCUGUAGACUUGGCUGAAGUUAUUAUAAAAUGGGAAAUGCAACGAAUAAAGGAAGAUGUGGAAAGUAUAGAAAAAGAGGCACCUGAUGAUGUAACUAACGCUUUGAACCAGAAUGUACCAGCAAAGAGAAGCUCUGCAUCUGUUACAUCUGUUGACUCCCCUCAGGAACCUAAAAGAUCAAGACAUUCUUCUGGAGCUAGUAACAGAAGUUUAACAGAUGUCAACAGACCUAUUGACAAACAUUCAUGUGAUGCUGUUGUUAAUUUCCUGUUAAGAAUUGCUUGUCAGGUAAAUGAAACGCCUGGUUCUCCAGGUGAACUGUUAUCAAGAAGAUGUGUAAGUCUACUGAAGCCAGCCUUACGACCUGAUUUCUGGCCAAAUGCAGAAUUAAAACUGGCUUGGUUUGAUAAGCUCCUGACAUCUGUAGAGAACCAUCAACCAAACUUCAACAACAUCUGUACAGCCCUGGAGUUACUCAGUUUCCUAUUACAGAUUCUGAAAAAAGAGACCAUAUUAUCUAGCUUCAAACCACUACAGAGAGGCAUUGCUGCAUGCAUGACCUGUCCCAACACAAAAGUGAUUCGUGGAGUACAUACCUUACUAUCAAGAUUGAUGAGUUUCUUCCCAACAGAACCAGCUACAUCAAAUGUGGCAUCUAAAUAUGAGGAAUUGGAAUGUCUAUACGCCUGUGUCAGUAAAGUUGUGUAUGAAGGGCUAACUGCUUAUGAAAAAGCCACAACAGCAGGAUCUCCCUCUCAGCUGUUCAGUACUUUGAUGAUACUAAAGGCAGCAUGUAUGCACAAUCAAUGUUAUAUAGAUAGACUUAUUACAACUUUCAUGAAAGUUUUACACAAGAUGGCAAGAGAACAUCUGACUCCGACAACUCCAGAAACUAGUCCAGUUGCAAGUGAAUUAUUGAUUCUGAGUUUAGACCUGGUGAAAAAUCGUGUUGGUGUGAUGAGUUUAGAGAUGAGAAAAUCAUUCAUUGGUCAGAUAUUAGUUGGUUUGAUUGAGAAAACAACAGAUAGUAAAGUAAUGAAGGCUAUAACAAAAAUGGUGGAGGAUUGGGUUAAAACAAAGACAGCUAUUGCCAUUAACCAGUCUCCAGUUAUCAGAGAAAAGGCUAUUCUAUUGGUCAAACUGAUGCAAAAUGUAGAAAAAAGAUUUCCUGAUGAAUCAGAACUAAAUGCUCAGUUUCUGGAACUAGUCAACUAUAUUUAUAGAGAUCAGAGUCUGAUUGGAACAGAAUUAACAUCUAAAUUAGAACCAGCCUUCCUUGGUGGACUUAGAUGUAACCAGCAUCAUAUUAGACAGAAAUUUGUCGAGGUGUUUGACAGUAGUAUACCAAAGAAGAUUUUUGACAGACUGCUGUAUAUUACAUGUUCACAGAAUUGGGAAGCCAUGAGUAGUCAUUUCUGGAUAAAACAGUGUACUGAGCUUUUGCUCUCCGUUGCUGUAUCAGGUCAUGCUAUUCAGAGUUCAUCCUCAAUGAACCUGUUACCAUCAGCCAGUAGUGUUGUGAACUUGGCAGACAGCCAGGAUAGAGCAGCAUUUGCCACAUUAAUGAAAAUCAAAGAAGAACCGAUGGAUGUAGAAUCUGUAGACUCUAACAAGGAAGAGGAGGAGAUAGAGAUGGAACUAAGUGGUGUAACAUCAGAUGACAACUGUAGUAAAGAACCUCCAAAGAAGGAAACACAUGACCAAAAACAAAACAUCAACACUUUACUACAGAGACAGGCAAAGUUCUUAGAGAGUUGCAGGGAAGUAAAGACUUUAUCUUACCUAGGUGCUCUGUCCCAGUUAAAUCACAGUAAUACUGAGCUGACACAUGCUGUAUGGAUUGAUCUCUUUCCAAGAAUAUGGAAAAUCUUAUCUGAGAAACAACAACAGAUUCUUGGUGGAGAAUUAAUACCAUUUAUGUGCAGUGGAAGUCAUGUUAUACAAAAAGAUUGUCAUCCCAGUUCUAUACACACUUUUCUAGAGGGACUAUCACAUUGUGUGCCCCCUGUACAAAUAAGAGCUUGUGUCAUGAAAUACCUUGGUAGAACACACAACAUGUGGCACAGAGCUUGCUUACAACUUGAACAAAUGGCAUUUGAUAGUGGUGCCUCUUUACUGAUCAAAUCUCGACCAAUCAGUGAAUAUGAAUUUGAACCAGUCACUUCACCUCAACAGGAAUCAUUAGAUGCAUUAUGUGAACUUUAUGCCUUGCUCAAAGAGGAAGAUAUGUUAGUUGGAAUAUGGCAGAAGAGGUCAAAAUUCAAUGAGACCAAUACAGCAUUAGCAUAUGAACAACAUGGCUUCUUUGAACAAGCACAAGACCAUUAUGAGAAGGCUAUGUCAAAGGCUCGUCAGGAUCAUAAUUCAGGACCAGCAUCACCCUCAGUAUUACAGGAGUACAGACUUUGGGAGGAACACUGGAUAAGAUGCUCUAAAGAGUUGAACCAGUGGGACCUAAUGUUAGAGUAUGCCAAUUCAAAAGGAAACACCAAUCCUCAUCUAGUAUUAGAAAGUGCUUGGAGAGUUCCUAACUGGGCUCUGAUGAAGGAUGCUCUGUCACAGGUUGAAUUAAGCUGUCCUAAGGAAUUAGCUUGGAAGGUCAACUUAUUCAGAGGAUAUAUUGCCAUCUGUCAACCUGAAGAGCACCAUCUUAACAUGAUUGAGAGACUAGUCGAAGUAUCAAGCCAGUUAGCCAUCAAGGAAUGGAGACGUUUACCAAAUAUUGUAUCACAUAUUCAUGUACCACUUCUACAGGCAGCACAACAGAUAAUGGAGCUACAAGAGGCUGCCCAGAUAAACCAAGGGCUACAACCAGCUAACAUCAACAGGGGUUCUAGUUUACAUGAUAUGAAGGCUAUUGUGAAAACAUGGAGAAAUAGAUUACCAAUGAUAUCUGAUGACCUGUCACAUUGGGGAGAUAUAUUUGCUUGGAGGCAACAUCAUUAUCAGUUCAUUGUAAAUCACUACGAUUCACAUGCUCAACAAGAUCCUCAAAACAGUAACCAUUCCAUGUUAGGAGUUCAUGCUUCAGCACAAGCUAUCAACCAUUUUGGGAAAAUUGCCAGAAAACAUAAUUUAACAGGAGUCUGUUUAGAUUCACUCAGCAGAAUCCACACAAUUCCCAGUGUGCCUAUUGUUGAUUGUUUCCAGAAAAUUAGACAACAAGUAAAAUGUUAUCUACAAAUGUCUGGUACCAUGGGCAAAAGUGAAUUGAAUGAGGGACUUGAAGUGAUUGAAUCAACAAACUUAAAAUAUUUUACCAAAGAAUUUACAGCAGAGUUUUAUGCUCUGAAGGGCAUGUUCCUUGCUCAGAUUGGACGAUCUGAUGAUGCCAAUAAAGCUUUCUCUGCUGCUGUACAGAUGCAUGACACAUUGGUAAAGGCCUGGGCUCUAUGGGGAGAUUACUUAGAAACUGUCUUUACCAGAGAUAGCAAACAACUUAACCUUGGUGUAUCUGCUAUAACCUGUUUUCUACAUGCUUGUCGACACCAGAAUGAAAGCAAGUCGAGGAAGUAUUUAGCCAAAGUUCUAUGGCUUCUGACAUAUGACGACGAGAAGUCUACGUUAGCUGAAGCUGUAGAUAAAUAUUGUGUGGGAGUGCCUCCAAUUCAGUGGCUUCCAUGGAUACCACAGUUGCUGACUUGUUUGGUAAGAAGUGAAGGACGUUUGAUUAUGAACCUUUUGAGUCAAGUUGGGCGUAUGUAUCCUCAGGCAGUAUACUUCCCUAUCAGAACCUUGUAUCUGACACUGAAAAUAGAACAGAGGGAGAGACACAAAACUACAGAUGGUCAAGGUCGACCUGCAACUACUACUGCAGGUCAGAGUUCAACUUCUGUAGCAACAGCUUCUACUUCAAUAUCUUUGAGCACACCCACUACUCCAGAGCCUACCAUGUCUUCAGGUGACACAUCUGAUUCAUCAUUAUCUUCACAAGGAAAGCAGCCAGGACAGUCUCUUACUGGUGAUGCUGGACCAAUCAGGGCACCUGCUCCUAUGUGGAGAUGUAGUAAAAUCAUGCACAUGCAGAGGGAGUUACAUCCUACGAUCUUAAACUCACUGGAGGGAAUUGUUGACCAGAUGGUAUGGUUUAGAGAAAAUUGGUAUGAAGAAGUUCUGAGGCAGUUGAAACAAGGAUUAGCCAAAUGUUAUGCUGUAGCAUUUGAAAACAGAGGAGCAGUUGCUGAUGCUACAAUUACUCCACAUACAUUAAACUUUGUGAAGAAAUUAGUCAGUACAUUUGGUGUCGGGAUAGAAAAUGUGUCAAGUGUGACUACAACAUUUUCAAGUGCAGCUUCAGAGAGCUUAGCAAGGAGAGCACAGGCUACAGCACAGGAUCCAGUAUUCCAGAAAAUGAAGAGCCAGUUCACUACUGACUUUGAUUUCAGUGUCCCUGGAUCUACAAAACUGCACAAUUUGAUUAACAAACUGAAAAAAUGGAUCAAGAUAUUGGAAGCAAAAACAAAACUUCUUCCAAAAUCUUUCUUGAUUGAAGAAAAAUGUAGAUUUCUAAGUAAUUUUUCACAACACACAGCAGAAGUAGAGCUACCUGGUGAAUUCCUCCUUCCAAAGCAUAGUCAUUACUAUGUAAGAAUAGCCAGAUUUAUGCCACGUGUAGAAAUAGUACAGAAACACAACACUGCCGCCAGACGACUUUAUAUCAGAGGACAUAAUGGCAAGAUUUAUCCAUACUUAGUGGUGAAUGAUGCAUGUUUGACAGAAUCUAGAAGAGAAGAAAGAGUUCUACAGCUACUUAGAAUGCUGAAUCAUUUCCUGACUAAACAGAAGGAAACAUCAAGAAGAUUGCUGUAUUUCACUGUACCAAGAGUUGUAGCCAUUUCACCACAAAUGAGACUGGUAGAAGAUAAUCCUGCAUCUGUGUCUCUGUUGGAUGUAUAUAAACAGAGAUGUGCAAAGAGAGGAAUAGAACAUGAUUCCCCAAUAGCUCGUUAUUAUGAGCGAUUAGCAACAGUUCAGGCCAGAGGUUCACAGGCUAGCCAUCAGGUUCUUAGAGAUGUAUUGAAGGAGGUCCAGAACAACAUGGUACCUAGAGGUUUACUGAAGGAAUGGGCAGUUCAUACCUUCUUGACGGCCACAGACUACUGGACAUUUAGAAAAACAUUGACACUACACCUAGCAUUGAUGGGAUUUGCAGAGUUUGUACUCCAUCUGACAAGGAUGAACCCUGAUAUGAUGUAUUUACACCAGGACUGUGGUUACCUCAAUAUUUCAUACUUCAAAUUUGACAUAGAUGAUCAAACAGGAGAGCUUGAUGCCAAUAGACCAGUUCCUUUCAGAUUGACACCUAACAUUGCUGAGUUCCUUACAACAAUAGGAGUGAUAGGACCCCUUACAGCAUCAAUGGUUGCAGCAGCUAGAUGUUUGGUGCAACCACAAUAUAAACUACCAAGUUUUCUAAAAGCUAUCUUGAGAGAUGAAUAUAUAACUUGGCACAAAAAGAAACAGGAAGAAUUACAACCAGGGACAGAACCUACAGAUAUGGAGGGAGAACAAUUAAUUACCAUGGUGAAUAAAGCAGUAUCAGCUAUUACAACCAGACUUCAUAAUUUAGCAACAUUUGAAGGAGCAGAAAGUAGAGUCAGUACAUUGGUUGCAGCAGCCAACAGCCAUGAUAAUUUAUGUAGAAUGGACCCUGCCUGGCAUCCCUGGUUAUAACAAUGUUACAAAACUGACAACAUUGACCAGGAGUUAUUGAUAUCCUUGCAGCAUGAUUUUGUCAUUUAUUAUUUGAUUAAAUGGUAGAGCUGGCUGUAGAAACCCAUCAGCAUGAUAGCUUUUGAAGAUUGGAGAAAGCUUGAAAACAUUGUCUACAAUACAAACAUACAACUAUGGUAAAAAUGUUUCAAGAGUACAGAUUACAAGCCGUCAUGUAUGGUUGGAGUGUCAAAUUUUGUAUCCUGCUGUAAUUGUGAAAUAAUACAUUGUUUUAUAGAAAGCAUCAUUUCAUAUCUCAUGUGUUCAAUAUUGUGUAAAUUAUGUAAAUAGAUACCUCAUUAACACAUGUUGUCAAUUAACUUGAUAAUAAGAUUUCAGUUUUGUCAGUCUAUUUACCUUCUUCACUGACCUACAGUGUUAAGCCAAUCAACAUAUACUUUGUAAAGCACAGGUUGUAAAGGUGGGAAGACUUACAAUUCAACAUUAUGUCCAAAAUGUACACCUGAACAGAAAUAUUAAAAAGUCAGAAUCUCUUUCAAAAUGUGAGAUAGGCAGUUGUUUUUUUAUGUUCAUAAAUAGUGUUUUGAUAAAAUGUAAGUUAAUGAUCUGAUCAACUUUUGUAUUUAUAAAUGAAGUAUGCUUAUAUGAUUAUUAUAACAAAAACAUCAACAAAUUGAUUAUAGAUAUCUAGGAUUAUGGAAAAAGCAUCACUUCUUUGGCUAUUCUGUGGUUUAAGCACUAUCAACAAAUACAGUGGUAUGCAUGGGGUUGGUAUUAUUUUUUGUGUUUCGGUGAACCUUGGAAGUCCCAAUAAAUUUGUAAUCCUAAGAUAAUGCUAACGAUAUGAUUGUGUAUUUUAUCAGUAUGUAUGUAUUCAAAUGAUGAAAUGCUUGUAAAGAUACAGAUUGAUCAAAUUAAAUACUUUAAAUUAACAAUUUUUUUUUCUCUGGAUAAAGUUCAGAUGAAAAAAUAUGCUUGAUUUUCACUCCUAAUUGUGAUUUGAAGGUUUGUUAUUCUUUUCAAAGGUAGAUAUCAAUAGAAUGACAUUUUAAUCAUUGAUUAUAAAAUGUAUGUAUAUAUCUGUGUUUAGUAAAUAACCACAUUUUCUUAUUAACUUUUAUAAGACAAACUUCAAUUAAAUUAUUAAGUACUUGUCACUUAUAUAUUUAAAGUCAGUUAUACAUAGUACAUUAUUUCAUUUGUAUAUUAAUCAUAGAUUUAUUUGAAUAAGGGUUAUGGAUCUUUUUCCAGUCACACUGUUUGCAUAGAAACUGUUGUUUAUGUAUAUACUAUUAAGAUGAUAUGAAAUGUUUUUGAAUUUGAUAUCUUACCAAAAUAAAUGUUCCUUUAAAAUGUGAUGCAAUUUUGAUAUGUGAAUGAAUUUGUAACUAUCUGAUUCUUAGAAACUAACAUGCAGGAGAAGUAUGUUCUUAUCUUAUUUCAAUUUAAUGUCAAUUUUCAGGAAAAGAUACAACUGCAGUACGAGGCUCUUUGGUACUAUAUUUACCAGUUUGUAAACUUUCACAAUAUUAUUAUAUAUAUAUAUUGAAUAAUAAAUUACUGAUAAUUUUAUGUUGACCAAACAAGCAUUUUGAUUGAUAAAUCUUAAUUGAAAGCUUUUUCAUUAAAAAGAAAUUUUUUUAUUUACUAUUUAAUAAUCAAGUAUUUCAGAAGCAGAUCUAUCUAUAAUAAACUUUUUACAGGGUCUUAAAUAUAACAAUAUUUCAUAUAUUUUCAUUAAAUUUUAUCUUAUGUAUAUUUAAUAGAUCUUUUGUUAAACAUGCAUUAUAUUUCAAUGUGUCUUUCACAUUGCAUUGUGUUUCAUACUAGUCUACGAUGUAUAAUGGUAAUCAUUUUUGAGACAGCUCCUUUUGGAAAAAAGACAUCGGUUUAAAUAUGAAGGAUUCAAUAUAAAAAAAACCUGCCAAAAAAUGGAAGAAAUUAAGAAACUUUUUCCGAUAAAUAUCCUUGUAUCUAGGUAUAAAUACAUUUGCACAAUAUCUUGGUUCAAUGUAACACCUGGUUACCUUGAUGCAAUAAAAAUAUCAAAAUAAAAA
Messenger RNA from Mytilus californianus (California mussel), 13808 nucleotides. Its product is annotated as transformation/transcription domain-associated protein-like. The record is from RefSeq and is a predicted model, not a curated record. Gene Ontology annotation, biological process: regulation of DNA-templated transcription; DNA repair. Bases 97 to 11751 code for a protein of 3884 amino acids. Gene Ontology annotation, cellular component: SAGA complex; NuA4 histone acetyltransferase complex; nucleus. Gene Ontology annotation, molecular function: protein binding; transcription coregulator activity. Lineage: Eukaryota; Metazoa; Mollusca; Bivalvia; Mytilida; Mytilidae. The transcript has 90 exons.